Molecule: messenger RNA, 225 nt
Organism: Seriola dumerili (greater amberjack)
Lineage: Eukaryota; Metazoa; Chordata; Actinopteri; Carangiformes; Carangidae
Product: guanine nucleotide-binding protein G(I)/G(S)/G(O) subunit gamma-12-like
Exons: 2
Coding region: 7-225 (72 amino acids)
Biological process (GO): G protein-coupled receptor signaling pathway
Cellular component (GO): heterotrimeric G-protein complex
Molecular function (GO): G-protein beta-subunit binding
Source: RefSeq, a predicted model, not a curated record
AGGGGAAUGUCAGGAAAGACGUGUAGCAGCAACAGUAUGGUUCAAACACAAAAACUGGUGGAUCAACUUCGGGUGGAGGCAAGCAUGGAGAGAAUCAAGAUCUCCCUGACAGCAGGAGACUUGGUUCAGUACUGUCAGGACCACAGGCGCAGUGACCCUUUGCUCACUGGCAUCGCUGCCUCAUCCAAUCCUUUCAAAGAUAAGAAGACCUGUGUGCUGCUUUGA